AUGCUGCAACUCUUAUUCCCCCGGCCAUUGCUCACGACGACCUCUGCUCACCUCAUCUCACUCGCGUUCGCCUGCGCAUACGUCGGCUCAAUCUACCUUUCGAAGAACGCACGACUUUCAUUCUCUAAGAGGGCGCCUCGAAUAUCCAACAUGAAUGACGAAGGGAGUCUGCAGGAACGUAACAGGCUGAGGAAUGAGCGGUGGCGGGAUGAUCCCGACGUGAUACGAGCGCGACUUCUGGCGGUUAGCGUCGCGACACUGUUGUGCUGCACCGGUGUGUUUGGGGUGUUGUGGUGGCAGGUUGGUGCGGAGACGCGAUACCUCGACAUCGCGAUCGAGGCCACCUUCCUCCGCCUCGGUCUGUUCUUCUUCGUGCAACUUCCCCAGUCCCUUCAAUCUCUCAUUGCCAACCCGCUACCCAACAUCCUCCCGCAUCUCGUCGCGCCAGUGCUCUUCCUCGGUCCACUGUAUGGUUCAUUCCUCGGGGGCGAGCUGCCUGGCCAACGGAACUGGUUUUGGAGGACACACGUCGUCGCGCGAUUCUGCAGUAUCCAGGGGAUCAGGAACUAUACGGUGGCACCGCUGACCGAGGAACUGGUGUUUCGGGGUUGUGUCCUUGCGGUGUAUCACCUUUCGGGGACCGGGAAAGGGAAGAUGGUCUUCUUGACGCCAUUGACGUUUGGGCUGGCGCAUGUGCAUCACGCGUGGGAUACGUAUAAUCGAUAUGGGAGAACGGGGCCGGCCGCGAAGAGGGCUAUUAUUUCGAGUUUGUUCCAACUUGCGUAUACCUCGCUGUUCGGAUUCCAUGUUGCCUACAUUUUCCUUCGGACAGGCUCUCUUCUACCUUCGAUCUCCGGACAUGUCUUCUGCAACCUGAUGGGAUUGCCUGAGAUUGCGUACGAGCUCAGGAGGUACCCUAAAAGAAGAAAAGUCAUAAUCACGAUGUAUCUGUUAGGAAUCGCGGGAUAUAUUUAUGUCCUCCCCCGAUGGACACAAACGGAAGCUAACUUCUACUGGCCGCGGGAAGGAGACGAAGCCUACGUCUAUGGAAAGUACUAA
Messenger RNA from Cyclocybe aegerita, 1059 nucleotides. NCBI's taxonomy places the organism in Eukaryota, Fungi, Basidiomycota, Agaricomycetes, Agaricales, Hemipholiotaceae. The record is from the annotation of a GenBank genome assembly.